AUGGCGCCCCCUCGCUCUCGCCUCGCCGUGCCCCUGGCCCUCGCCGCCCUCGUCGCCGGCGCCGUCCUCAGGGCGUCGGUCGCAGCCGCCGCCUCGCCCUUCCUCCUGCCGGGGGAGCGCGAGCGGGAGCUGCAGUUCCACCUGUCGCAGGACAAGCGCGUCGCCAAGAGGCUGGACGACGAGUUCCACGUGGACAUCCUGCGCUUCUUCUCGGAGCGGGAGGUGCAGGAGGCCACGAAGGAGGAGUACACGUCCAUCCCGCACCCGAUCACCUACACGUCGCAGCUGCUGCAGCAGGGCGUCAACUGCUCCAACCUGCAGUCGGAGCUGCACGAGAACUACAUCGACCCCGAGGUCCUCCUCUACCCCGAGUGGAUCUACGAGUCCAAGCUCAUCGGCGACUGCCCCACGCACUACAAGACGCGCGAGCUGCCGCCCAAGUACUCGCCGGCGAUGGUGCUGGAGGCCGAGUGCGCCUGCGGGGAGUCGCAGUGCUCGAGGAGCGGCCACCAGUGCGUGCCCGUGUCGCUCCACGUGCCCGUGUGGGUGCGCCGAGGCCCCAACCUGCACGUGCUCGACGUCGAGGAGGUCACCGUGGCCUGCGCCUGCGCCAUGCGGCCCAGCUUCCAGGGCAACUUCAUCUUCUCGGCGGCCAUCCAGAGCUAG
This is a messenger RNA of Penaeus indicus, 666 nucleotides long. RefSeq lists its product as uncharacterized. The record is from RefSeq and is a predicted model, not a curated record. Bases 1 to 666 code for a protein of 221 amino acids. The transcript has a single exon. NCBI's taxonomy places the organism in Eukaryota, Metazoa, Arthropoda, Malacostraca, Decapoda, Penaeidae.